Gongylonema pulchrum is the source of this 237-nucleotide messenger RNA. The record is from the annotation of a GenBank genome assembly. NCBI's taxonomy places the organism in Eukaryota, Metazoa, Nematoda, Chromadorea, Rhabditida, Gongylonematidae.
AUGGCGCAUAUUAUCGGUAAACAAGGGAAGGAUUACGGCCUAAACAUACCAGUAUCAGCAGAUGUGCUGGAUGCAAUGAUUGAAAUCAACAACGCGCUUAUUGACCUGAUAAAUGGAUUUUUGCCGCCGUAUGACGAUGUCAAUUUUGAAGUAGAAACUCCUAAGAUACGUGGUGGCACACUGCUGUGGGAUAUUAUCAAUCGGUGUGCACUAAAGGUUAGCCGCUUUAACAAAUAA